AUGGCCCAUUCACCUGAAAGCGAUCCCUACGAGCUUCGUGUCCACGCUAGAUUACCAAGUAAACUGGCCCACUAUGCUGGAAAGAAUCUCUAUCCUUUCAUCUGGCCCGGAAAAUUCGUGCCAAUACAUCUCGUGCCCUGUAGGGAAAUACUCCAUUUCGCCACACAACAAUUAGCGAACCUAGAAGAUAAUUGUUUACGCGAAAUGAAGACACCUAUAGUAGACCCAGCCAUGUGUUCAUCUCCAUGGUCAAAGACACGAGGAAUCGCGUGCUCUUUUCAGAGCUUUGAUGAACGCAUUUGUGAGAAGAAAACAGAAGUCGAGGAUGGAUUGUUGUUGAAAGCUGGCAUUAUCUCAUGA
Molecule: messenger RNA, 360 nt
Organism: Botrytis fragariae
Lineage: Eukaryota; Fungi; Ascomycota; Leotiomycetes; Helotiales; Sclerotiniaceae
Exons: 2
Coding region: 1-360 (119 amino acids)
Source: RefSeq, a predicted model, not a curated record